This is a messenger RNA of Hirsutella rhossiliensis, 522 nucleotides long. RefSeq lists its product as uncharacterized. NCBI's taxonomy places the organism in Eukaryota, Fungi, Ascomycota, Sordariomycetes, Hypocreales, Ophiocordycipitaceae. Bases 1 to 522 code for a protein of 173 amino acids. The record is from RefSeq and is a predicted model, not a curated record. The transcript has a single exon.
AUGGAUCAUGAUGAUCUUGCCCGCGAGCUUGUGAACCCUACUCCUGGAGACAUCCUCGCUGCCUACGUCUUUGAAGAGGAUGUGGUUGAGCUCGGAUGGGAGCACUACAUCCAAGGCAACCACCUCGCGAUUAUGCCCUAUGCUGAGCCGAUCUUGGAGCAAAUUAACCCAAGCGACCUCCAGUUGACCAUCGCGACUGUGGAUGGCACCGGCGGCGCUGUCGAGGUCGCCGUUGUUGAGCGUCGCUCGCGCUCCUUCUCGAUGAACUUCAUGGCGUACGAUGCGCAGAAGCAAUGCUGGGCCUUCAAGGGUGAAAUGCGCCUUCUGAAGCAUUUCCUCGGCAUCAUGAGCGCCUACUUUCGCCUGGGACGCGUGGACAAGGCGCUCGUCCGUUCUCGCAACCUCUUCCAGCCCCUGUGCGGCCUCAACGACGGACUCACCCGCGGCGAAUACGAGGACAAGAUCAAGAUUGGCGACUGCGUCCUCUUCCUCGCGGAUCGCGAGAGUAAGUGCCUUCUCUGA